GUGGUUACAAUCGUAAUGAUGCACUUCCCUUUAAUCUCCAAGCUCACCUCACAACACAAAGGGGUUCAACAGAUAAAAUUGACGAGGGUUCAGAUUCAUCUUCAUCUGGUGGGCUCGUUUCAUGGAAAGAACUCAAGCCUGCGAUGUUUUUCAAAUGAAAACCAAACCUCCAGGAUGCCUGAUGUGGAGACAUUCAGUGCAUUCACCACGAUGUGAUGCAGAAGAGUAAAAAUAGAAACAAGGCCGGAUAUUUAAGAAGCUUCCCAACACACGCAAAUCUCAGGCUACUUGGUACACACAUUCAAAGACAGUAAGACAAUAUUUUCGUAUAGCUUGUUGUUUUCAGUAUCUUUCCCUUGCGUUUGAUGCAUUACUCGAGCAUGUAGGUCACAGGUGAGAGAAGUUUGUCUUAGCAUCCGAACACACGCCUAACGUAACCUUUCUACACACACAUACACACUCACACACAAAGACACAACAUGCACUGUGUGAGCAGAGGGGGUUGCUACCUUGUGAACUCCUACUGUGAUCUUCAGGAGGAAAACGAGUGGAAGAAAGAGAGCUACCAAGCAUGUUGGCUGAGCCUGGUGCUUGAAACAAGACCACAAUACAGGCUGACACUAUCAGAGACAGACAACCUUCGCAAAGAGAGUUACAAACAGGAACAGGUGGUCCACUUCAUGGUUGAGAGGAGUCCCAGCCAGAUACUGAGGCUGGGCAGCAACAUCAGAGCCACGACAGAGUACCAACUACCCAAAACCAGUUUUGAGAGCUUGCGACAACAAGGAAAGGGCCCCGUUAUACUCGGGAAGAGGAAUGACAGAGUGCAUGUGGAUAAAGUGAGAGUGACUGGCGUAACUCAGAACCUCACCAAGCCAGUCAGAAUGAACUUCAGACCUUCGAGUCUGAUGUCAUCGCCAAGGGAAACCUCUCAUCGGGUGCAGAGGAGAGAGUGAGGCAAGGAACUGGAAGUGUUUUAAAACUGCAGUUUGAAAAAUGUAAUGACACAGCAUUUGGUCUUGUGGUUUACAUAUUUGAAAAUUACAAUGUCCUUAUUAAGUCACUUACCUUUUACACAAAAAUCCUAAGAAUCUUCUAGAUAUCUUACCUGUUAAAUAACUCGGUAUUUUUAGACUGAAGAGACUUUGAAAAAAAAUAGUGUUGACAAAUGUUAGGAGAGCUUCACUGGAAAUUCUUUAACAUUAAACUACCAAGUUAUUACAUUACAAAAUUGUUGAAUAUUAUUGAAAAGACUUAAAAACACUAUAAUAUGUCUUAAGUGUAUUGCAUUGUAGAUAUGAACACAUUCUGGCACUGACACUUUAAGAUUGUUGUAAACUAUGUUCCAGGAGGAAAUGAUUUUGUCGUUGUCAGUCAUUUCCACACCUCACAAAGCUUCAAGAAACAAUGUCUCAACUUAAUUUUUCCUAGUUUUACAUGGCAGUUUAGCUAAAUAGUAAAAUUGUCCUGUUAAGAGAAAAUACAACAA
Messenger RNA from Thunnus maccoyii (southern bluefin tuna), 1489 nucleotides. RefSeq lists its product as uncharacterized. The transcript has 2 exons. Gene Ontology annotation, biological process: cardiac muscle contraction; skeletal muscle myosin thick filament assembly; cardiac myofibril assembly. The record is from RefSeq and is a predicted model, not a curated record. Gene Ontology annotation, cellular component: Z disc. NCBI's taxonomy places the organism in Eukaryota, Metazoa, Chordata, Actinopteri, Scombriformes, Scombridae. The coding region runs from base 480 to 956 and encodes 158 amino acids. Gene Ontology annotation, molecular function: titin Z domain binding; protein-macromolecule adaptor activity; titin binding.